CAGGCUGGACAGAAGCCAUAUUCAUGUUCCACAUUUCGUGAUUGUUUUGUGUAUUCUUCAGCAUUGAUCCAACAUGAGAAGGUUCACACUGGAGAGAGGAGGUAUUGGUGUUGUCAGUGUGGCAAAACUUUUACACAGAAGUCAAACCUCAUCCGACAUGAGAGGGUUCACGCUGGGGAGAAGCCAUUUCAGUGUUCUGAAUGUGACAAAGCUUUUUUAUUGAAGUCAGAUCUUCAUAGACAUAAGAUGGUUCACAUUGGAUCAAAACCGUUUCAGUGUUCUGAAUGUGGCAAAGCUUUUACACAGAGGUCACAACUUAUCAGACACCAAAGAGUUCACACCGGAGAGAAGCCCUAUCAGUGUUCUGAAUGUAACAAAGCUUUUAUAGAGAAGGCCAAUCUUAUUAUACACCUGAGGGAACAUACUGGUGAAGAGCCAUUUCAGUGUUCUGAAUGUGACAAAGCUUUUACAGUGAAGUCUAAGCUCCUCAGACACGAGAGGGUCCACACUGGGGUGAAGCCAUUUCAUUGUUCAGAAUGUGAUAAACACGAGAGGGUUCACACUGGAGAGAAGCCGUACACGUGUUCUGAAUGUGACAAAGCUUUUACCGAGAAGGCACAACUUAUCCUACAUGAGAGGAACCACACCGGAGAGAAGCCGUAUCGGUGCUUCGAAUGUGACAAAGCUUUUAAAAUGAAGUCUGAUCUUGUUAAUCACCAGAGGGUUCACACCGGAGAGAAGCCAUAUCAGUGUUUGGAAUGUGACAAAGCUUUUACACGGAGGUCAAACCUUGUCAGACACCAGAAGGUUCACACGGGAGAGAAACCAUUUCAGUGUUCUGAAUGUGCUAAAGCUUUUGUUGUGAAGUCAAACCUCAUGAGACAUGUGAGGGUCCACACUGGAGAGAGGCCGUAUCAAUGCUCUGAAUGUGAUAUCACUUUUACAGUGAAAUCAAACCUUAUUAGACACUUGAAGGUUCACAGUGGAGGGAAAUUGUGUUCUGACAAAGCUCAUCGGGCACUGGAGGUCUCAUUGUCUUCAUCCUCAGAUGCAGAGAGGACAUUCUAG
Staurois parvus is the source of this 1068-nucleotide messenger RNA. Lineage: Eukaryota; Metazoa; Chordata; Amphibia; Anura; Ranidae. The record is from the annotation of a GenBank genome assembly.